This is a messenger RNA of Podarcis muralis (Common wall lizard), 2593 nucleotides long. It is a transcript of the gene EPYC, whose product is annotated as epiphycan. Gene Ontology annotation, cellular component: extracellular matrix. Gene Ontology annotation, biological process: articular cartilage development; bone development. Lineage: Eukaryota; Metazoa; Chordata; Lepidosauria; Squamata; Lacertidae. Gene Ontology annotation, molecular function: protein binding. The record is from RefSeq and is a predicted model, not a curated record.
UGCACCCAGUUACAUCAUUAGCUUUUGCACUUAGAUUUCUUUCAGAAAUUGUGAUAUGAAGGUGUUUAAGCACCAAGAAUUUUCUCAGGGUGAGAGCUUCCUGUACCACCCUCCCACAAACCAGGCACCCCACUGCCAUUGGUUAGGGUCAAAUACCACAGGCUCUGCAUUCAGAGUAAUUCUGUGCCAUUUGAGAAAGCAAGAGCCAAAGGAGGCUGAAGAAUGAAGGCCAUUGCACAUAUUUUUAUGCAUUUGUUUCUCUUUGAUGCUGUUUUGGCUGGUCCUACAAGGAGUCCUGUAACUUAUGACUCUGAAACAUAUGAUGUUGGUUUGGAAGAUCUGGAUAGCCUAUAUGACUAUGAUGAAAAUCUGUCUGUUGAUCAGGCACAGGUAGAGAUUGGAACAGUAGUACCAUCUGUAACUCGAGAGAUUUAUUUACCUUCUCCACUGCCAGAAGAACCCGACGAAGAAGCAUCCACACCUAAGCUUAUUGAUGGCUCUUCACCUCAUGGACCAGGAGUUCUUGGUCCCCAUACACACGAAGGCCUCCCAACCUGUCUUCUGUGUAUGUGCCUAAGUACUUCUGUCUACUGUGAUGAUCGUGAACUCGAAGAUCUUCCCCCCUUGCCGAAGGAAACCACACAUUUCUACUCUCGCUAUAACAGAAUCAAAAGGGUCAACAGGGAUGACUUUGCUAACCUAAGCAACUUAAAAAGGAUUGACUUGACUUCAAAUUUUAUAUCUGAAAUUGAUGAAGAUGCCUUCAGGAAACUACCACAACUUCAGGAACUGAUACUUCGAGAUAACAAGAUAAGGCAGCUUCCAGAAUUACCACCAACCUUGAUAUUCAUUGAUAUUAGUAACAACAGGCUUGGUCGCAAAGGAAUCAGACAAGAAGCAUUUAAAGAUAUGUUUGACUUGCACCAUCUUUACAUCACUGAUAACAACUUGGAUCAUAUCCCACUUCCACUCCCUGAAAGCCUCCAGUCUCUUCAUCUGCAGAACAACAAUAUACAAGAAAUGCAUGAAGAUACUUUCUGCAAAAUGAAGGAUUAUUCUUACAUCCGCAAAUCUCUCGAAGACAUCAGGCUAGAUGGCAAUCCCAUUAAUCUGAGCAAAACCCCUCAUGCCUACAUGUGUCUACCCCGUCUGCCUGUUGGGAGCCUUUUUUAGGCUUAGGCCAUAGUGAAAAUGUCAUGUAACAUAAUUUCUUUUGCAAGUAUGCUUUCUAAAGCAAACUGCUUCAAAAGCUUGUGACAGUAUGAUAUGGUUGUAUUGGUGUAAAAUAAUAAGUAAACAGUUGCAGUCAGUAACGCACAGUGCUGAAUACUAAUUCAUUCUCUAUUAAAGUAUACCCUGCUUCCAUAUUGUAACCAGUGCAUUGUAAUCAGUGCAGAAUAGCUGACAUGAUAACUAUGAUGAAAGGAGAAGGGAAUGAAUAAGUAUUAGAGAAACUGAAUAUUAAUGAUACAUGGUUCAUAAUUUUAUCCACAUUAAAAUUGUAAUAGUAAAGCUAUAAGAAUUGUAUAUAAAUAGAAAAUGACCCAUGCUACCUUCUUUUUAAUCAUAUUCUAUAUGUAAAGCUUUUCCAUAAUUUUUUUUCAUAAAAAUGUAACAAAAGUCCUGUCUGGAUGAAACCAAAGCUCCAUAUAGGCCAGCGUCCUACUUGCUAUAGAGGGCAGCUAUAUAGUUAACGGUACUUGCUCACAGGACCAGCAUUUAUUCUCUGUGGCCCUUUCAUUACUCCCUUAAAAAUGGUCAAAAUAGGGGCUUCUUUUCAAGGGCAAAUAUUUGUUAAUAUUCAAUCGAGAUAUCACAAGUGUUGCUAUCUAUUUGUUGUGAGACGGGGAUGUCUAAUCCAUGGCCCAUGAUCUACAACUGGUUCCCAAGAGUUGUAGCCUACUAAGACCUGCCUCCCACAAUUUGCCAUGUACAUUUUUUAAUGGCUUCUUUGGAUCCCGUUUCGAUGCCAUGAUGACAAAUGCCUUUUUUGUGGCCCUCUAAGCCAGUCCCGGUACAUUUUAAAACAAUACUUUAAUGUAUAUAUUAAUACAUAUUAACUGAUUGAUCCUAUAGUCACCCAACUAUAAAAAGCAUGGGAACCCUCGGAGUUUUCUUUAGAAAAGAAAAAAUCAUCACACUCGUUUACGUCUUGGCGACCUGCACUUUGGCAUGCAGUCUCUGGAGGGGUUGACCAUGAGUCAAUGCAGCCUUCAGCCCAAAAGGUUUAUUACCUCAGCUGUAAGAGUUGAGCUUCUUAAUACAGGGUGCAGAUUAAAGUCAGAGCCACACUUGCACGCAUAUCUGCAGUAGAAAUGAUAGGAGCCACAUGCAUCUAUCUUUAGACCUCUCCUUUUCCUAUCCAUGUGGUUUCUGUCAACAACUGUUGAUCUUUUUUUACUAGCAACUAAGACGGCAAAUACUCGGAAAUUUAGCCAACCUCUGGUUUAUUUGUUUUUUUAAAAAAAAAUCUUUGCAAAUAAUAUCAGGUUCUUAGAAUGUUGAUAAUUUACUUGCAUUGGUAUCGCCAUUUUAAAGAGUACUACUGCCAUCAUGUGUUGAGAUAUUAUAAAUAAAGCUUGUCAAAUCCUCA